AUGCUUCUAGGUAGUAUUUGUUUACUGAUGAUUGGGGUGCUCGGGUUUUGGAGUGAUUCAGACACAAUAAAUAUAGACUUAGCAUCACAUAUGCCGUAUAUCAUUAAAAAUAUAUUUGAGGAUCAAGGUAAUCCAGAAAUUGAAGCUAAACUGAUAGCGCAAUCCUAUUUAGCUAAAAGAGAAGUAUUUAACUUAAAAAAAUUGAAAAAUGUAAUAUUUACAGGAGAUUUAUUUAAGUAUGCUGAAGAGUGAAAAAGAGAAUUAUUUUAUGAAAUCUUCCAAACAGAAUCAAAAGAUAUCCUAAGAGACAUCCAUUAUAUUCCUUUUUCAUAUGAAUAUUAUCAGGCUAUUAAAACAUCAUUUCAUACCUGAAUGUCUCAGCAGCCUACAGAAGAAGAAUAUCAAAAUAUAGAAACAUCCCAUGCUGAGUCAAUCGAAUGCCCAAUAUUACUGAACUUUCCUUACACAUUUUAA
Messenger RNA from Blepharisma stoltei, 474 nucleotides. The record is from the annotation of a GenBank genome assembly. Lineage: Eukaryota; Ciliophora; Heterotrichea; Heterotrichida; Blepharismidae.